Molecule: messenger RNA, 1155 nt
Organism: Synchytrium microbalum
Lineage: Eukaryota; Fungi; Chytridiomycota; Chytridiomycetes; Synchytriales; Synchytriaceae
Exons: 10
Coding region: 1-1155 (384 amino acids)
Cellular component (GO): small-subunit processome
Molecular function (GO): snoRNA binding; protein binding
Source: RefSeq, a predicted model, not a curated record
AUGUUGAUGCAGGUGGACGAUCAACAAAUCAAUAGUUAUGAUAUCACCCCUCAAGCUGUCGCUCCUCAUCCCUGCGGAAUCAACUGUCUCGCUGCAACAUCUAAUCAAAAAUGGAUAUUCACUGGUGGGGAGGACGGUUUUAUACGAAAAUAUGACUUUUUCGGCUCAAUGAACGGGAAGUCGCCGUUAACUAUGGCCCAGAAGAAGGAAUUACAUUUCGACACGAUACAGAAUGCUGGACUCCUUUCGUCAGCUUGGGAUAAUGUGGAGCAAGUUAAUCCUGCAUCAGGUCCACUUCAAGAACCAAAAAUAUCGGCUGUUCAUAGCAUAGAUGUACAUUCUGAUGGUGUGUGGUGUGUGACGGGUUUGGAGCGUGGGACGAUCAAUUUGUGGACUGUUCGGCAUGACGAAGGAAAUUGCCAACAUGUGUUUGAUCAUCACAAGAACUCCGUUUCGGCAUUAAAAAUUACUCAAGAUCAACGAGGCUUGAUAAGUGCUUCGGAUAGAGUCAUUGUCUUGUGGGAUUUGAACACUGGCAGUAUUGCUCGACAGUAUGUCGGCCCAGCUUCGCCAAUAGGGUCAAUACAGCUUCAAGGAACGCAUCAUUUUAUUGUGUCGUCAUCAGAUGGUGGAUUGUUCUUAUACGACCAGAGAAAAGAUGCACCGGUCAAGAGAAUGAUUUCGCCUGAUACCUCACCUUGGACCCAAUCUGCCUCGUGGAGUGCUGAUGGGAAACAAGUGUACAGUGGAAGGAGAAACGGAUCAGUGGAUGAAUGGGAUAUUGGCUCAGGUCAACGUGUAAGGAAUAUUCGUAUGCCCUCCGAUUCUGGUCCUGUGAGUUCAGUUCUCGCCCUUCCUUCGGGACGACAUUUGUUGAGGCGAGUGAUUCUCACUAUCAGUGCUUCACAAGACAAUAUUAGAUUGUGGACUCUAGAUCAAAUACAAGAAUCAUCAAGUCGAGCAGCAAACGGCACAAGUACUUCCUCAUCGCCGCGAGUCCCUUUCACAAUUGUAAAUGGCCAUCAUGGAGGCUUCGUGUCUAGUCUGUUGACCGAUGAACACGGAAGAUAUUUGGUGUCUACCAGUGGGAAUCGUGGCUGGACCGAUUACGUGGCCAACAAUUCGGCAUUGUUUUAUGGCAUCCGACGAACGUGA